Plasmodium vinckei vinckei is the source of this 888-nucleotide messenger RNA. Its product is annotated as Plasmodium exported protein (PHIST), unknown function. The transcript has a single exon. The record is from RefSeq and is a predicted model, not a curated record. Bases 1 to 888 code for a protein of 295 amino acids. NCBI's taxonomy places the organism in Eukaryota, Apicomplexa, Aconoidasida, Haemosporida, Plasmodiidae.
AUGGAUGAUAUUUACAAUAUGCGCAAUGAUGAUGUAAAUAGAAAUGUAAGUAAUUAUAUCAUGUGCAAUGACGAAGGUCUGGAGUAUGAUGAGAUGAGCAAAAGGGGGCGAAUGCAUAAUGAGGAUAUGAAUUUCAAUAACAAUUCUGGGGAAAUGACAAUGGAUUAUAUCGAUCAUAUUGAAAGCAUGUCAAUGAUGACAUUAGAAGAAGAAUACACACAUUGUGAUAUUUUAACAGAAGAAAAUGAAUUAUCAGAAAAUGACGGAAUAAAUGAUGUCGAUGGUGAUGAUAACGUUGAAAAUUUGAUAGAUUCGAGUGAAAUGGCAAAUAAUGAUACAAUUUCAGAUGAUUAUGAUAACGAAUAUUAUAAUAAUCAUAUAAUAGAUAAUGAUAAUGAUACAGUAUUUGAAAGAUUAGAUGAUAAUAAUAUAAAUAUUUUUGAUUUAUGGACAAAAUUAAAAGAAAAUUUGUUAUUAACAUAUGCAAGCAAUAGGACUAAAUAUAGUGUUAUAGAGAAUAAAUGCAUACAUAUUAUAUAUAGUUAUUUUCGGAAUUUUGAAAGAAAAAAGUAUAUGAAAUUUAGGGAUAAAAUGUGGAAAAUAUGUGAAACGAUUGUAAAGGAUUAUAAUAUGGAAAAAGAAAUUAUAAUGAAAGAGUGGGACAUGCUUACCACAUGUAUAUUGAGCUAUUUAUUGGAAAGGAAUAGAAAUUAUUACAAUGAUUUGUUUAAUUUAAUAAAGUGUUAUGGGGGAUGUGUAUGCUGUAAAAUAAAGUUUAUUGAGCAUAUAGAGAAUAAAAUAUUAGAAUGGCGCUAUGAUACUAGCGAUUUUAUGUUUAAAAGAUGGGAAAAUGUAUUCGUGAUGAAACUAAUGAAAUAUGCAAACUAA